Messenger RNA from Guyanagaster necrorhizus, 1027 nucleotides. Its product is annotated as actin-like protein ARPC3. The coding region runs from base 399 to 959 and encodes 186 amino acids. The transcript is spliced from 7 exons. Gene Ontology annotation, biological process: Arp2/3 complex-mediated actin nucleation; actin filament polymerization. Lineage: Eukaryota; Fungi; Basidiomycota; Agaricomycetes; Agaricales; Physalacriaceae. Gene Ontology annotation, molecular function: actin filament binding. The record is from RefSeq and is a predicted model, not a curated record. Gene Ontology annotation, cellular component: actin cytoskeleton; Arp2/3 protein complex.
AAAUAAGCUAGCCCGCGCAAGUACCUUUCCUACAGACAACGAACAUAACACGGUAGUGAUGUUUUCCUCCUCAGAAUCGUCAUCAUUGUCCUCAUCAUAGGCAACGUUUGGAUACGUCAGCUUGACCGUGCUUCUGCCUGAUUUGCUGGGCGCUUCCGAGUCGUCACCAAUUGCAAUGUUAGUGACCCUUCUGUCGGUUUGGGCUUCGAUGAUUUCAGGCUUUCCAGGUCCCAGCUUGAUGCUCCUACAUAGAAGAAGUAACAGCCAUUCUUCAGAAACAAAUGAAGAGGCUGUCGAGAGAAAGGUCGAAAAAAAAACACGAUCGAUGAUUUUAAGCGCCGACUGAAAGGCAUUCGCGGUGACCGUGAUUGUCGACAGCAACGCCCAAGACUCAGAUCAUGUCGAACUCUCUUAGACCGUAUCUUGCGGCCGUCAGGUCUACUUUGACAGCAGCCUUGACUCUGGAAAGUUUUUCAUCGCAGGUCGUCGAACGACACAAUAAACCCGAAGUAGAGGCUUCGGGAUCCAAGGAAGUCCUUCUCAACCCUCUGAUCAUUUCAAGAAACGAAAAUGAACGGGUUUUAAUCGAACCCUCAAUCAACUCCAUUCGCUUGAGUAUCAAGAUCAAACAAGCUGAUGAAAUAGAACGCAUUCUUUGUCACAAGUUUACUCGCUUCAUGAUGCAAAGAGCAGAGAGUUUCAUCGUGCUGCGGCGAAGGCCUGUACAGGGAUAUGAUAUCUCUUUCUUAAUUACCAACACUCAUUCCGAGACCAUGCUGAAGCACAAGAUUGUUGAUUUCAUCAUUGAGUACAUCAGGUCUUUGCUACUCUGUAUCAGCUGCUUAAUCCAACCCAGAUUUAUGAAAGAAGUGGAUCGAGAAAUCAGCGAUAUGAAGCUUAGUUUGAACGCAAGAGCUCGGAUUGUCGCGGAGUCGUAUCUUACUGCUAUUAGUACAUAAUUGUAUCCUCUCCCAGACCAUUCAUGAAUGUAAUAUGACGCUGGAGGACAUCGUGCAUACACGGCAUA